Molecule: messenger RNA, 1414 nt
Organism: Gymnodraco acuticeps
Lineage: Eukaryota; Metazoa; Chordata; Actinopteri; Perciformes; Bathydraconidae
Gene: il11b
Product: interleukin 11b
Exons: 5
Coding region: 212-706 (164 amino acids)
Biological process (GO): positive regulation of MAPK cascade; positive regulation of cell population proliferation
Cellular component (GO): cytoplasm
Molecular function (GO): cytokine activity; growth factor activity
Source: RefSeq, a predicted model, not a curated record
UAAGGGACCAUUGGACAAAUUCAUUUUCGGCCAAAUGGGACAUUCUAUGCACUUUGGGGUAUCUGAACAAUGAGAUGGGACCACUAAACGCUCCACUGUGUCUGUCUGAUGAACAGUAAUCGAUGACUGCACCCCUUGUCUUCUCCACCUGCUGCUAUUGGCUGGGCUGUGUGUCCCUUCAUCAUCUUAUCCCGCCUCUCCUCUGUGUGGCAUGUUGAGAUCCAUGAUCCAUCAGGUGGAAAGGUUGACGAAAUUAUCCGGAAAAUUCCAUAACUUGACAGGUGAAGAACUUGAACACCUAGAGGUUGCGGGAAACAGACUGGCCGGUCUUCCUGAUAUGGAACACACUGCGGCUCAUAUCGACUCACUGAAGGUGAAUGAGUCGCUCUCCCAGUUGUUCAUGUACACUCAGUCCUUCAGGCUGCAUGUUAAUUGGUUGAAAACAGCCAAAGAAAACGUCAGUCUUUCCUCCCAGCCAGCAAAGGAGACCAACACUCACCUCCUUCAUCUGUCCACCUUCCUGAAUGCAUCACUUCACCAGAUCGGCGAAGAGGUUCCUCCUUCGGAGUCUCCCUCCCUCCCUGAGGUCUCCACGCCCUUCGAUGUGCUUCAGUUCUCUGUUGAGAUCUCUAAACGGCUACGAAUGUUUUGCUUCUGGUCAAAAAGGGUUUUGGUGAUUAUCCAGAGACUAUCCCGAUGCCCUUGACAUUAAGCCUGAGCACAUAAGCAACUGCAAAUAUCUUCUCACAAAAACACUGUUAACUAUUGGGAGUUUUACCAAGUGAAGAAUUUUAGACAUGGAAAUGCCAAGUCAGUUUACACAUACGGUCUUAAAAGAAAUGUCUGUCCAUGCCAUGAAAUUUAGAAUUCACUUACCCCUCAACAUGAUUUGUUUCCCUUUAAUGAUCUUUGACUUCUUACUCCACCACUUGGUCAACAUUGUACCUAGUCCAAUAUCGGAAAAGCUAGUGACAUUCCCAACAGUAUUACCUUUGUGUUUUGUGCUACUCGCAAAACGUUAGCAUGCUAACAUGCUAAAAUAAGACGAGGAACCUGCUUAGCAUCGGCAUGUUAUCAUUAUCAUUACAAGCUAGCUUAAGUUAGAAUCAAGCAAUGAGUAUAAUAAGAAUUUCCAGGAGUCAUAUAAUCGAACGUUGAGUUCUACAAUUCAGCUGUAAAACAGAAUGUAUGUUUUUGGCAUGUUUUUAAGAAAGUUAAAAUGUGCCCUACUAAUGCACUCUGCAGAGGCACACCUGUUACCCUUUGGGACUGUUUACAUGCUAAAUGUUGAUGGAGAAAUAUUGUGAAAUAAUUAAUAUUUUUAUACUAUUGCUUUUUUAAUCUAUUUAGUAUUCUAUUUAUGAGCUUUUUAUAUUAUAUGACAUGGUAAGAUGCAGGCAUCUCACUUUUUUCU